Molecule: messenger RNA, 1236 nt
Organism: Puccinia graminis f. sp. tritici CRL 75-36-700-3
Lineage: Eukaryota; Fungi; Basidiomycota; Pucciniomycetes; Pucciniales; Pucciniaceae
Product: actin-2
Exons: 8
Coding region: 1-1209 (402 amino acids)
Source: RefSeq, a predicted model, not a curated record
AUGGUGGCAAGGUUAGGCCCCCCUAAGUCUGCUGCCGAAGAUGGCAUGGCUGACUCGAGCCAGGAGCAACAGCAGACUAACUUCAACCAACCAGCCAGCAAAGCCUUCGACCCUCAAGAUAUUAAGCCAUGCCAUCGUAAUGAGUUUGAGGACGUACUGACGAACCAACCGAUCGUAAUUGAUAACGGCUCUGGAACCAUCAAAGCUGGAUUCGCUGGUCAAGAUCACCCGAAAUGUUUUUUCCCAUCCUAUGUUGGAAGGCCCAAACACGUCAGGGUGAUGGCUGGAUCAAUAGAAGGCGACAUAUUUAUCGGUAGAAAAGCACAAGAGCUGAAGGGACUCCUGAAAAUCAACUAUCCGAUCGAACACGGUGUGGUUGAUGAUUGGGAUGAUAUGGAACGAAUAUGGAAUUACAUUUAUCAGUCUGAACUGGAAACUGCAUCUGAAGAGCAUCCGGUACUCUUGACCGAAGCCCCCUUGAAUCCUUCUCAUAACCGAGAUCAAGCCGCCCAAAUUUUUUUCGAAACUUUCAACGUCCCCGCCCUAUUUACUUCAAUCCAAGCCGUGUUAUCACUAUAUGCAUCAGGUCGGACGACGGGGAUCGUCUUAGAUUCGGGAGAUGGGGUCACACAUUCGGUGCCAGUUUAUGAAGGCUUCUCGAUCCCACAUUCGAUCCGCAGGGUCGAUUUGGCCGGCAGAGAUAUCACCAAUCAGUUACAACUCCUCCUGAGAAAGGCCGGUUAUAAUUUCCUGACAAGUUCUGAAAAGGAGAUUGUCAGAAUCAUGAAGGAAAAAACUUGUUAUGUUGCACUGAAUCCGGUCAAGGAAGAAAAAGAUCACCACCACGUCGGUGGCGGCGCUUCUGGAUACGGAAGAGGGGAAGAUUUCAAACUACCCGACGGUAGUGUUGUUCGACUUGGUCCGGAACGAUUUCGGGCAACGGAAAUACUGUUCAACCCUGAGUUGAUCGGAGAAGAAUUCCCCGGCAUUCACCAAGUCGUCGUUGAUUCCAUCAACCGAACCGAUCUGGAUUUACGAAAGCAUCUUUUCCAUAAUAUUAUUUUAAGUGGUGGGACCACACUGUGCAAAGGUUUUGGUGAUCGGCUCCUGUUCGAAGUGAAAAAGCUAACUAUGAAGGAUGUCAAAGUGGGAACAUUCGUUAUUUUCUUGGCAACCGCCUUCCUUUUCACCAAGCUCCAUCAUCCAUGAAUCAGACCAAUUCUGCUUUGACCCUGG